Molecule: messenger RNA, 9226 nt
Organism: Mus musculus (house mouse)
Lineage: Eukaryota; Metazoa; Chordata; Mammalia; Rodentia; Muridae
Gene: Flnc
Product: filamin C, gamma
Exons: 49
Coding region: 309-8552 (2747 amino acids)
Biological process (GO): actin cytoskeleton organization; sarcomere organization
Cellular component (GO): cytoskeleton; cytosol; sarcoplasm
Molecular function (GO): ankyrin binding; cytoskeletal protein binding; actin filament binding
Source: RefSeq, a predicted model, not a curated record
GCAUUCCUGGGAGGCCGGCGCUCUGACGUGGACCCUGGGGCUGCGGGCGCGGCGGGGGGGUCGGCAGCCCGGGGGCUUCUUAAACCCACUGCCCCGGCCCGGCCCGCACUUCCCGAGCACCGCUCCGCCCCGGGAGAGAGAGAGAGCCCUAGCCGGACAGCCCAGCAGCUCAGCCCAAGAGGCCAGCGAGCCCCGCCGCCCAGAGCGCUAACGAAGUCUCCGAGAACUCGGUGUCCCCGCGUCCCGCCCCGACAGCACCCACAGCCCGAUCCCCAGGCCGUACUCCCCCGGCCCCCCGCCGCGCCACCAUGAUGAACAACAGCAACUAUUCGGACGCCUCCGGCCUCGGCCUGGUUGACGAGGCGGACGAGAUGCCGUCCACGGAGAAGGACCUAGCGGAGGACGCACCGUGGAAGAAGAUCCAGCAGAACACAUUCACGCGGUGGUGCAACGAGCAUCUCAAGUGUGUGGGCAAGCGCCUGACCGACCUGCAGCGAGACCUCAGCGACGGGCUGCGCCUCAUCGCGCUGCUCGAAGUGCUCAGCCAGAAGCGCAUGUACCGCAAGUUCCACCCGCGCCCCAACUUCCGCCAAAUGAAGCUGGAAAAUGUGUCUGUGGCCCUGGAGUUCCUGGAGCGGGAACACAUCAAGCUCGUGUCCAUCGACAGCAAGGCUAUUGUGGAUGGAAACCUGAAGCUGAUCCUAGGCCUGAUCUGGACGCUGAUCCUUCACUACUCCAUUUCCAUGCCCAUGUGGGAGGAUGAAGAUGAUGAGGAUGCCCGCAAACAGACACCCAAGCAGCGACUGCUUGGCUGGAUCCAGAACAAAGUGCCCCAGCUGCCCAUCACCAACUUUAACCGAGACUGGCAGGACGGCAAGGCUCUGGGUGCCCUGGUUGACAACUGUGCCCCUGGUCUCUGCCCUGAUUGGGAAGCCUGGGACCCCAACCAGCCCGUGCAGAAUGCCAGAGAGGCCAUGCAGCAAGCUGAUGACUGGCUCGGGGUGCCCCAGGUGAUUGCUCCUGAAGAAAUCGUGGAUCCCAAUGUGGAUGAACACUCUGUCAUGACCUACCUGUCCCAGUUUCCCAAGGCCAAGCUCAAACCCGGUGCCCCUGUUCGCUCUAAGCAGCUGAAUCCUAAGAAAGCCAUUGCCUAUGGGCCUGGCAUUGAGCCCCAGGGGAACACUGUGCUGCAGCCUGCCCACUUCACCGUGCAGACAGUAGAUGCUGGUGUAGGGGAGGUGCUGGUCUACAUUGAGGACCCCGAGGGACACACGGAGGAGGCCAAAGUGGUUCCCAACAAUGACAAAGACCGCACCUAUGCCGUCUCCUAUGUGCCCAAGGUUGCUGGGUUACACAAGGUGACCGUGCUCUUUGCUGGCCAGAACAUCGAGCGUAGUCCCUUUGAGGUGAAUGUGGGCAUGGCUCUCGGGGAUGCCAACAAGGUAUCAGCCCGUGGCCCUGGUCUGGAACCUGUGGGUAACGUGGCCAACAAACCCACCUACUUUGACAUCUAUACUGCCGGGGCUGGCACUGGUGAUGUUGCUGUGGUGAUCGUGGACCCACAGGGACGUCGGGAUACAGUCGAGGUGGCCCUGGAGGACAAGGGUGACAACACGUUCCGCUGCACGUACAGGCCCGUGAUGGAGGGGCCACACACCGUGCAUGUGGCCUUUGCUGGUGCACCCAUCACCCGGAGUCCUUUCCCUGUCCAUGUGGCAGAAGUGCCCUUGCCGACGCCCACCCCCUCUGUACCCAUCGUCCACCAGGCCAAGAGAGUGGCGCCACCCUGUAACCCCAACGCCUGCAGAGCCUCUGGGCGGGGCCUGCAGCCCAAAGGUGUGCGUGUGAAAGAGGUGGCUGACUUCAAGGUGUUCACCAAGGGUGCUGGCAGCGGGGAACUCAAGGUCACCGUCAAAGGUCCAAAGGGCACAGAGGAGCCAGUGAAAGUUCGGGAGGCUGGAGAUGGGGUGUUCGAGUGCGAGUACUACCCAGUGGUACCUGGGAAGUAUGUGGUGACCAUCACCUGGGGUGGCUAUGCCAUUCCCCGCAGUCCUUUUGAGGUUCAGGUGAGCCCAGAGGCCGGAGCCCAGAAAGUGCGGGCAUGGGGUCCUGGGUUGGAGACUGGCCAGGUGGGCAAGUCGGCUGACUUCGUGGUGGAAGCCAUCGGUACAGAAGUGGGAACGCUGGGCUUCUCCAUCGAGGGGCCCUCACAAGCCAAGAUUGAAUGUGAUGACAAAGGUGACGGCUCCUGUGACGUGCGGUACUGGCCCACGGAGCCUGGGGAGUAUGCUGUGCAUGUCAUCUGCGAUGAUGAAGACAUCCGGGACUCGCCUUUCAUCGCCCACAUCCAGCCAGCCCCACCAGACUGCUUCCCAGACAAGGUGAAAGCAUUUGGACCUGGCCUGGAGCCCACUGGCUGCAUAGUGGACAGGCCUGCCGAGUUCACCAUUGAUGCCCGUGCUGCUGGCAAGGGAGAUUUGAAGCUCUAUGCCCAGGAUGCAGAUGGCUGCCCCAUCGACAUCAAGGUGAUCCCCAACGGUGACGGUACCUUCCGCUGCUCCUACGUGCCUACCAAACCCAUCAAGCACACUAUCAUCGUCUCCUGGGGAGGUGUCAACGUGCCUAAGAGCCCCUUCAGGGUGAAUGUGGGAGAAGGCAGCCAUCCUGAGCGGGUGAAGGUAUAUGGCCCUGGAGUAGAGAAGACAGGCCUUAAAGCCAAUGAACCCACCUAUUUCACAGUGGACUGCAGUGAAGCCGGGCAAGGUGAUGUGAGUAUUGGCAUCAAGUGUGCUCCAGGCGUGGUGGGGCCUGUGGAAGCUGACAUCGACUUUGACAUCAUCAAGAAUGACAACGAUACCUUCACAGUCAAGUACACACCCCCCGGGGCCGGCCACUACACGAUCAUGGUGUUGUUUGCCAACCAGGAGAUCCCUGCCAGUCCCUUCCACAUCAAGGUGGACCCAUCCCAUGACGCUAGCAAGGUCAAGGCUGAGGGUCCUGGGCUGAGCCGCACAGGUGUGGAAGUCGGAAAGCCGACUCACUUUACCGUGCUGACCAAGGGAGCUGGCAAGGCUAAGCUGGACGUGCACUUUGCUGGGGCAGCCAAGGGCGAGGCUGUGCGGGACUUUGAAAUCAUUGACAACCAUGACUAUUCAUACACUGUCAAGUACACAGCUGUGCAGCAGGGCAACAUGGCAGUAACAGUGACCUACGGUGGGGACCCUGUCCCCAAAAGUCCCUUUGUGGUGAAUGUGGCACCCCCACUGGACCUCAGCAAAGUCAAAGUUCAAGGCCUCAACAGCAAGGUAGCUGUGGGACAGGAACAGGCGUUCUCGGUGAACACCAGAGGGGCUGGUGGUCAGGGACAACUCGAUGUGCGGAUGACCUCACCCUCCCGACGGCCUAUCCCCUGCAAGCUGGAGCCUGGGGGUGGAGCAGAAGCCCAGGCUGUCCGCUACAUGCCCCCUGAAGAGGGACCUUACAAGGUGGACAUCACCUACGAUGGUCACCCAGUGCCUGGCAGCCCCUUUGCUGUGGAAGGUGUCCUGCCCCCUGACCCCUCUAAGGUCUGCGCGUAUGGCCCUGGUCUCAAGGGCGGGCUUGUAGGCACCCCGGCACCAUUCUCCAUUGACACCAAGGGGGCCGGCACAGGAGGCCUGGGGCUGACUGUCGAGGGCCCCUGCGAAGCCAAGAUCGAGUGCCAAGACAAUGGUGACGGAUCUUGUGCAGUCAGCUACCUGCCCACGGAGCCAGGCGAGUACACCAUCAAUAUCCUGUUUGCUGAAGCCCACAUCCCUGGCUCGCCCUUCAAGGCCACCAUCCAGCCUGUGUUCGACCCAAGCAAGGUGAGGGCCAGUGGGCCAGGCCUGGAGCGUGGCAAGGCUGGAGAGGCAGCCACCUUCACCGUGGACUGCUCAGAAGCGGGUGAGGCCGAGCUGACCAUCGAGAUCCUGUCGGACGCUGGUGUCAAAGCGGAGGUGCUGAUCCAAAACAACGCGGACGGCACCUACCACAUCACCUACAGCCCUGCCUUCCCCGGCACCUACACCAUCACCAUCAAGUAUGGCGGCCACCCCAUACCCAAGUUCCCCACCCGUGUCCACGUGCAGCCUGCAGUUGAUACCAGUGGCAUCAAGGUCUCUGGGCCUGGUGUGGAGCCACAUGGUGUCCUGCGGGAGGUGACCACCGAGUUUACUGUGGAUGCGAGAUCUCUAACAGCUACAGGCGGCAACCAUGUGACAGCUCGUGUCCUCAACCCCUCCGGUGCUAAGACAGAUACCUAUGUGACAGACAACGGGGAUGGCACCUACCGGGUGCAGUACACUGCCUAUGAAGAGGGUGUGCAUUUGGUAGAGGUGCUGUAUGACGAAGUAGCUGUGCCCAAGAGCCCCUUCCGAGUGGGUGUGACUGAGGGCUGUGACCCCACCCGAGUCCGGGCCUUCGGGCCAGGUCUGGAAGGUGGCUUGGUGAACAAGGCCAACCGCUUCACUGUGGAAACCAGGGGUGCUGGCACAGGAGGCCUUGGCCUAGCCAUUGAGGGCCCCUCAGAAGCUAAGAUGUCCUGCAAGGACAACAAGGACGGAAGCUGCACCGUGGAGUACAUCCCCUUUACCCCUGGAGACUAUGAUGUCAACAUCACCUUUGGGGGACAGCCCAUUCCAGGAAGCCCAUUCCGAGUUCCUGUGAAGGAUGUGGUAGACCCUGGGAAGGUGAAGUGCUCAGGGCCAGGGCUAGGGACCGGCGUCAGGGCUCGAGUACCUCAGACCUUCACAGUGGACUGCAGUCAAGCUGGCCGGGCCCCUCUGCAGGUGGCCGUGCUGGGCCCCACAGGUGUGGCUGAGCCUGUGGAGGUGCGUGACAAUGGCGAUGGUACCCACACUGUCCACUACACACCUGCCACUGAUGGUCCCUAUACUGUAGCUGUCAAGUAUGCUGACCAGGAGGUGCCACGAAGCCCUUUCAAGAUCAAAGUGCUUCCAUCCCAUGAUGCCAGCAAAGUGCGGGCCAGUGGCCCUGGCCUCAAUGCCUCGGGCAUCCCUGCCAGCCUGCCCGUGGAGUUCACCAUUGAUGCUCGUGAUGCUGGGCAGGGGCUUCUUACCGUGCAGAUCCUGGAUCCCGAGGGUAAACCCAAGAAGGCCAACAUCCGAGACAAUGGGGAUGGCACAUAUACUGUGUCCUACCUGCCCGACAUGAGUGGUCGGUACACCAUCACCAUCAAGUACGGCGGCGAUGAGAUCCCUUACUCGCCCUUCCGCAUCCAUGCCCUGCCUACAGGGGAUGCCAGCAAGUGCCUUGUUACAGUGUCCAUUGGAGGCCAUGGACUGGGUGCCUGCCUGGGUCCCAGAAUCCAGAUCGGAGAGGAGACUGUGAUCACAGUGGACGCCAAGGCAGCAGGCAAGGGGAAGGUGACCUGCACAGUAUCCACACCCGAUGGGGCAGAGCUCGAUGUGGACGUGGUCGAGAACCAUGAUGGCACCUUCGACAUCUACUACACAGCUCCCGAGCCGGGCAAAUAUGUCAUCACCAUCCGCUUUGGGGGCGAACACAUCCCCAACAGCCCUUUCCACGUGCUGGCCUGUGACCCGCUGCCUCACGUGGAGGAGCCCGCGGAAAUGCUGCAGAUGCGCCAGCCCUAUGCCCCUCUUCGGCCUGGCACCUGCCCCACGCACUGGGCCACAGAGGAGCCCGUGGUGCCUGUGGAGCCUCUGGAAUCCAUGCUGAGGCCUUUCAACUUGGUCAUCCCCUUCACUGUGCAGAAAGGGGAGCUGACAGGGGAAGUCCGGAUGCCUUCUGGAAAAACAGCGCGCCCCAACAUCACUGACAACAAGGAUGGAACCAUCACAGUGAGAUACGCACCGACAGAGAAGGGCCUGCACCAGAUGGGGAUCAAGUACGACGGCAACCAUAUCCCUGGGAGCCCUCUGCAGUUCUAUGUGGAUGCCAUCAACAGCCGCCAUGUCAGUGCCUACGGGCCAGGCCUGAGCCAUGGCAUGGUCAACAAGCCUGCCACCUUCACAAUUGUCACCAAGGAUGCUGGGGAAGGGGGGCUGUCACUGGCUGUGGAGGGCCCAUCCAAGGCGGAGAUCACCUGCAAGGACAACAAGGAUGGCACCUGUACAGUGUCCUACCUGCCCACAGCACCCGGAGACUACAGCAUCAUCGUGCGCUUUGACGACAAGCACAUCCCAGGGAGCCCCUUCACGGCCAAGAUCACAGGUGACGACUCAAUGAGAACAUCACAGCUUAAUGUGGGCACCUCCACCGAUGUGUCACUGAAGAUCACGGAGGGUGACCUCAGCCAGCUGACAGCCAGCAUCCGUGCUCCUUCAGGCAAUGAAGAGCCAUGCCUGCUGAAGCGCCUGCCCAACAGGCACAUUGGGAUCUCCUUUACCCCCAAGGAGGUCGGUGAGCACGUGGUGAGCGUGCGCAAGAGUGGCAAGCACGUCACCAACAGCCCCUUUAAGAUUUUGGUGGGGCCUUCGGAGAUCGGGGAUGCCAGCAAAGUUCGAGUCUGGGGCAAAGGCCUUUCCGAGGGACAAACCUUCCAAGUGGCAGAGUUCAUUGUGGACACUCGCAAUGCAGGUUAUGGAGGCCUGGGGCUGAGCAUCGAAGGCCCUAGCAAGGUGGACAUUAACUGUGAGGAUAUGGAAGACGGUACCUGCAAAGUCACCUACUGCCCGACUGAACCCGGCACCUACAUCAUCAAUAUUAAGUUUGCUGACAAGCACGUACCUGGAAGCCCCUUCACCGUGAAGGUGACUGGCGAGGGACGCAUGAAGGAAAGCAUCACUCGGCGCAGACAGGCACCCUCCAUUGCCACCAUUGGUAGCACCUGUGACCUCAACCUCAAGAUCCCAGGAAACUGGUUUCAGAUGGUGUCUGCCCAGGAGCGCCUGACUCGCACCUUCACGCGGAGCAGUCAUACGUACACCCGCACAGAGCGGACAGAGAUCAGCAAGACUCGGGGUGGGGAGACCAAGCGUGAAGUCCGAGUGGAGGAGUCCACCCAGGUCGGCGGAGACCCUUUCCCUGCUGUUUUCGGCGAUUUUCUAGGCCGGGAACGCCUGGGCUCCUUCGGCAGCAUCACCCGGCAGCAGGAAGGUGAGGCCAGCUCUCAGGACAUGACAGCCCAGGUGACAAGUCCGUCUGGCAAGACAGAAGCCGCAGAGAUCGUUGAGGGAGAAGACAGCGCAUACAGUGUGCGAUUCGUGCCCCAGGAGAUGGGUCCCCACACAGUCACUGUCAAGUACCGCGGCCAACACGUGCCCGGAAGCCCUUUUCAGUUCACUGUGGGUCCGCUAGGUGAAGGUGGUGCCCACAAGGUGCGAGCUGGAGGCACAGGGCUGGAGCGAGGUGUAGCUGGUGUGCCAGCUGAGUUUAGCAUCUGGACCCGAGAAGCUGGUGCUGGGGGAUUGUCCAUCGCUGUGGAAGGUCCCAGCAAGGCAGAGAUUGCAUUUGAGGACCGCAAAGAUGGUUCUUGUGGCGUCUCCUAUGUUGUCCAGGAGCCAGGUGACUACGAGGUCUCCAUCAAGUUCAAUGAUGAGCACAUCCCAGACAGCCCGUUCGUGGUGCCCGUGGCCUCCCUCUCAGACGACGCUCGCCGCCUCACUGUUACCAGCCUCCAGGAGACAGGGCUUAAAGUGAACCAGCCAGCAUCUUUCGCGGUGCAGCUUAAUGGGGCACGUGGUGUGAUUGAUGCCCGGGUACACACACCCUCAGGAGCUGUGGAGGAGUGCUAUGUCUCUGAACUGGACAGUGAUAAGCAUACCAUCCGCUUCAUCCCCCAUGAGAACGGUGUCCACUCAAUUGAUGUCAAGUUCAACGGCGCCCACAUCCCUGGAAGUCCCUUCAAGAUCCGUGUUGGGGAGCAGAGCCAGGCUGGGGACCCAGGCUUGGUGUCAGCUUAUGGGCCUGGGCUUGAAGGAGGCACUACGGGCGUAUCAUCAGAGUUUAUUGUGAACACCCAGAAUGCAGGCUCAGGGGCUUUGUCUGUCACCAUUGAUGGGCCUUCCAAGGUGCAGCUGGACUGUCGGGAAUGUCCCGAGGGCCAUGUAGUCACUUACACUCCCAUGGCUCCUGGUAACUACCUCAUUGCUAUCAAGUAUGGUGGCCCUCAGCACAUUGUGGGCAGUCCCUUCAAAGCAAAGGUCACAGGUCCCCGGUUGUCUGGAGGCCACAGCCUUCACGAAACAUCCACAGUUCUGGUGGAGACGGUGACCAAGUCCUCCUCGAGCCGCGGUGCCAGUUACAGUUCCAUCCCCAAGUUCUCCUCGGAUGCCAGCAAGGUGGUAACAAGGGGCCCUGGUCUGUCCCAGGCCUUUGUGGGUCAGAAGAACUCAUUCACCGUGGACUGCAGCAAAGCAGGCACCAACAUGAUGAUGGUGGGCGUGCAUGGGCCCAAGACCCCCUGCGAAGAGGUAUAUGUGAAGCACAUGGGAAACCGGGUCUACAACGUCACCUACACUGUCAAGGAGAAGGGAGACUACAUCCUCAUUGUCAAGUGGGGUGAUGAAAGUGUCCCUGGGAGCCCCUUCAAGGUCAAUGUGCCCUGAAUCUCAGAAGUAUUGCCCCCCAGACCAGGCCCCCACUUCCUGCCAAACUCAUACCCACACAGAUGUGCCACACCCCUCUGCACACUCACAGAAUCAGACACUAAAACACCUGCCUUAGGUGUGAUGUGAGUGGUACAACCCCCCCCCCCCCGUGUCACUUGAGGGGUGGGGGGCCUUUAUCUGUCUCAGAUCAGUGUCCCUCAAAUGUGGCCCAAGGGCAGACUGGGGUGAGGCUCCGGGCAGAGACUGUGAAAUAAGGGGUUAAACAGGGGUUGGGGGAAGCCUUGGGGGUCAUAGUGGGGCUGAUGCCAGUGGGCAAGCACUGAGUUGGAGGAUCUGUGUGAGAGAGAAGUCACCCUCACAAACCGCCGUGCCUAAGGACUCUGUCAGGCCCGUCUGGUAGCCACAGCCCUAGAGUGAAGGGCUUGGAAAAGAAAGAGCAAUGGAAGACGGCAGACCCAGAGCAAGCAGCAUGUGAUGUGUGGACUGGCCCCGAGUGAUGUGCUCUGCCCUCGCCAGGCCUCCCAGGGAACUGAUUUCUCUUACUAUUUUUUUUUUUAUGGUUACACAGCUCUGCCCCACUUGGGGGUCUUUUUUACACAUUGUGGGUCCCAGCUGUCUGGGGAACUUUUGCACAUGUGGAAAACACCAAAUAAAGCAAUAGCUGGUGCGAA